AUGUCGGAGGCGGCUCGGAGCCUCCUGCAGCGCUGGGGCGCCAGCUUCAGGAAGGGAACGGACUUCGACUCGUGGGGGCAGCUGGUGGAGGCGAUAGACGAGUAUCAGAUAUUAGCAAGACAUCUCCAGAAAGAGGCCCAGUCUCAACACAACAACUCGGAGUUCACAGAAGAUCAAAAGAAAACCAUAGCUAAAAUUGCAACAUGCCUAGAAUUGCGGAGUGCAGCUUUGCAGUCCACACAGUCGCAGGAGGAAUUUAAGCUGGAGGAUCUGAAGAAGCUAGAACCAAUCUUAAAGAAUAUCCUCACCUAUAAUAAAGAAUUCCCCUUUGAUGUUCAGCCUGUCCCACUGAGGAAGAUUUUAGCACCUGGAGAAGAGGAGAACUUGGAAUUUGAGGAAGAUGAUGAGGAAGGUGGAGCUGGAGCAGGGUCUCCAGAUUCUUUUCCUGCUAGAGUUCCAGGUACUUUAUUACCCAGGUUGCCGUCGGAACCCGGGAUGACGUUACUCACUAUCAAAAUAGAGAAAAUUGGUCUGAAAGAUGCUGGGCAGUGCAUUGAUCCUUAUAUCACAGUUAGUGUAAAGGAUGUGAAUGGGGUAGACCUGACCCCUGUGCAGGAUACUCCAGUGGCUUCAAGGAAAGAGGACACCUAUGUUCAUUUUAAUGUGGACAUUGAGAUUCAGAAACAUGUUGAAAAACUAACAAAAGGUGCAGCUAUUUUCUUUGAAUUCAAACACUAUAAGCCCAAGAAGAGAUUUACCAGCACCAAGUGCUUUGCUUUCAUGGAGAUGGAUGAAAUUAAACCUGGGACAAUUGUUAUAGAACUAUACAAAAAACCCACUGACUUUAAAAGGAAGAAACUGCAAUUGUUGACCAAGAAACCACUUUAUCUUCACCUCCAUCAAACAUUGCACAAGGAAUGA
Messenger RNA from Emys orbicularis (European pond turtle), 921 nucleotides. It is a transcript of the gene AIDA, whose product is annotated as axin interactor, dorsalization associated. Gene Ontology annotation, cellular component: membrane. Gene Ontology annotation, molecular function: phosphatidylinositol binding. The transcript is spliced from 10 exons. Bases 1 to 921 code for a protein of 306 amino acids. Lineage: Eukaryota; Metazoa; Chordata; Testudines; Emydidae. Gene Ontology annotation, biological process: determination of ventral identity. The record is from RefSeq and is a predicted model, not a curated record.